Capronia coronata CBS 617.96 is the source of this 600-nucleotide messenger RNA. RefSeq lists its product as uncharacterized. Lineage: Eukaryota; Fungi; Ascomycota; Eurotiomycetes; Chaetothyriales; Herpotrichiellaceae. The coding region runs from base 1 to 600 and encodes 199 amino acids. The record is from RefSeq and is a predicted model, not a curated record. The transcript has a single exon.
AUGUCAUCGUCCCCCGCCCCUGAUUCCUUUUGGGUUGUGGCUGCUCCUUCAAGAAAUUGGGAUGAUAUCCCUACCAUCAAUGUUUGCAACCAUGAGGUACCAUUACCCGCGUACUGGAAAAUUUUCGAACUAUUAGGGCAGGGACAGGCCAAACGAGAGGUUAUUCAAUCGGUCAUUCGACACUCCGGCUUUAAAACCCUCCAGGUAGUCACCGAAGUUGUUGAAAGUGUUGCACAGAACCAGCAGCUUAUCUCCCGCCGAUCCACCAUGUCCAACAGAUUGAGCAUACCCUUUAAGAAGGCAAACCGGAUUAGCAUCUAUAAGGCUUUAAAAAACGAAACACAUUGGGAAGUCCCAAUAGUGGAAGACACUUUGAGUGCAGCCAAGCAACGCGAGAGGAGACUGCUGAAUGAUGCACUUGCCAUCGCCCAGCAAAAAGAGCAGCUCAACGGAAAGGCGAUGAAUCCUGAUGAGCGCCGGAAUACUGCAUCUGCCAUCAAUGAUGAAAUGAAACAGGUCCUUCGGCAACACCAGGAGGCGGAGAGUGAAAUCAACAUGGCAAAGCGGCUCACUGCCGCACAAAAGGCCUCGUUUACCUGA